ACAGUUUCAGGUUCCAUAUUCAUCUUGAGAAAGUGUACACUCUAGCUUUCUUUAGCUACCUAUAAGUUAUAGACAUCAUACAAUAGAGAAGGCAACCACAGGUAUUAGAUAAUGAUAAGUGUAUGAACUGGUGAAAUGUUCUACAGGUGAAGGUUUGUGUAUCUACAUGAAUGGAUUCAAGGAAAGUGAAUGGAACCAAAGGAAGAGCUUAGCAAGUCACCUAAGCAGAGCCAAUGUGUCAUCACUGACAGAAAUUUACCCGCUCUGAGUGUGCCCAUUCUUGAAUGCAUCAAUCUGUCGCUCCAGCCUUUCCCUCUCUGCUUUCCACUCUGCCCUCUCUGCCUUCAGCUCCUCUUCCUUCUUCUCAAGCUUGUCCUCCUUCUUGUCGAUUUUCAUCUCCAGCUUUUCCCUCUCCUCCUUCCGCUCCUUCUCCAGCCUUUCCCUCUCCUCCUUCCGCUCCUUCUCCACUUUUCCCUCUCCUCCUUCCGCUCCUUCUCCAGCUUCUCCCUCUCCAACUUCCACUCCUCCUCCUUCUUGUCGAUUUUCAUCUCCAACUUUUCCCUCUCCAACUUCCACUCAUCCUCCUUCUUCUCCAUCUUCACCUCCAGCUUCACAAUAUUCUUCUCCAGCUUUGCCUUCUCUUCUUUUAUCUCAACCUCCCUUGGCUUCUGACCAAAACUUGAAUGACCCUGUAUGGAGCUAGAGUGAAAUGAGUCAGGGCUUUGAGGCGGGUGCAUGUCCGUCAGAUCCAUGGUCCUGGACUCGUAGGAUUGAG
Messenger RNA from Lentinula edodes (shiitake mushroom), 775 nucleotides. RefSeq lists its product as uncharacterized. NCBI's taxonomy places the organism in Eukaryota, Fungi, Basidiomycota, Agaricomycetes, Agaricales, Omphalotaceae. The transcript has 2 exons. The coding region runs from base 190 to 672 and encodes 160 amino acids. The record is from RefSeq and is a predicted model, not a curated record.